Messenger RNA from Linum tenue, 1548 nucleotides. The record is from the annotation of a GenBank genome assembly. Lineage: Eukaryota; Viridiplantae; Streptophyta; Magnoliopsida; Malpighiales; Linaceae.
AUGAUCUUUUGCUCUUUUUCCUCGUCCUUCGUUAUCCCCUUUCUCCUCACACUUGCAACCAUUCUUGUAGUCACCUUACUCAUCAUUCUAAAGCAGAAGCUAUCCAAAACCGCCGCCGUUUCAAACCUGCCGCCGGGCCCAUGGAAGCUUCCCAUCAUAGGAAACAUCCACCAGAUGGCCGGCGACCAACCCCACCGUCGACUCAGAGAUCUGGCCCGGAAAUAUGGUCCCGACGUGAUGAGCCUUCAGCUCGGGGAGCUCUCUUACAUCGUGAUCUCAACUCCUGAAGCCGCCAAACUAGUGAUGAAAACCCACGACGUAGCUUUUGCUUCCAGGCCUUACCUAUUAGCCGCGGACAUACUCUCCUAUGGUUUCAAGGACAUAGUUUUAGCGCCCUAUGGAGAACACUGGAGGCAGAUGCGCAAGAUCUGCACGCUCGAGCUUCUCAGCGCGAAACGAGUUCAAUCUUUCCGACACAUCAGGGAAGAAGAGGUGUCCAAUCUCGUGGACUCUCUUACUGCAGCUUCAGGGGAGCCUGUGGAUCUCACUCGGAUGUUGUCCACAGUAACGAGUUCCAUAACUUCCAGGGCCGCAUUCGGUAAAGCGCAAGAACUAACCGAUGCUUUUAUGGUCGUGAUCGAAAAUAUUUCGGAUGUUCUUGCAGGUUUCAGAAUCUCCGAUCUCUAUCCUUCUCUCAAGUUGCUUCCGGCCCUCACCGGGUUCAAAGCUAAGCUAGAGAAGAUGCGCAAGGCAUCGGAUUCUGUACUGGAUCAAGUGAUUGAGGACCAUAAAUCCAGAAGAAGGGCGGGAAGAAAUGGUGAUGGUGAAAAAGAGGAUCUUGUCGAUGUCCUUCUGAAUCUUCAAGAGAAACAGAAUCUUGGUGUACCCAUCACAACGGAGGUCAUAAAAGCAAUCACUUCGGAAAUGUUUCUGGCGGGCAUCGAGACAUCAACAACGGUAAUGGAGUGGGUCAUGUCAGCAAUGAUAAACGAUUCGAGAGUGCUACAAAAAGCACAACAAGAGGUCAGACAAGUAUAUGGUGGUGAUGAUGGCAAAAAUCAUUUCGGCGAAGCCAAGCUUGAUCAAUUGAAGUAUUUGGAUAUGGUUAUCGCCGAGAGUUUAAGACUGCAUCCACCGCUUCCUCUGCUUAUUCCUAGAGAAAAUCGAGAUAAAAAUGUGAGUUUUGGUUCAUAUGAGGUUUCGGUGAACACCAACGUCAUCGUGAACGCUUGGGCGAUAAAUCGAGAUCCUCGUUACUGGACAGAGGCGGAGAGGUUCUUCCCGGAAAGAUUUGUGGAUUGCCCAAUCGAUUAUACGAGUACCGAUCUCCAGUUCAUUCCAUUUGGUGCUGGAAGAAGGAUGUGUCCCGGGGUUUCAUUUGGAAUGAAGAUCGUGAAACUUACUCUAGCAAGUUUGAUUUUUCAUUUUGACUGGAAACUUCCCGCUGGACAAAAAAACAUUAAUAUGACGGGAUGUUUUAGAGCGACAUUGAGAAGACAAUAUGCUCUCCAUCUAAUUCCAAUUACGUACGGUCGCGUGCUUCCUUAG